Molecule: messenger RNA, 475 nt
Organism: Xenopus tropicalis (tropical clawed frog)
Lineage: Eukaryota; Metazoa; Chordata; Amphibia; Anura; Pipidae
Gene: gng10
Product: guanine nucleotide binding protein (G protein), gamma 10
Biological process (GO): G protein-coupled receptor signaling pathway
Cellular component (GO): heterotrimeric G-protein complex; plasma membrane
Molecular function (GO): G-protein beta-subunit binding
Source: RefSeq, marked provisional
AGAUAUCUCCAGGGAUCACAACUCAGUGUUGCAGCAGGAGCUGGGUGCAGCUUUCAUCAUUACUAAACUAACUGUGCAUCCCCCCUGGCAUAGAUGUCUUCCAACUCUAACUUCAGUACAAUGCAGAGAGUGGUGGAGCAGCUGAGGCUGGAGGCUAGUGUAGAACGGAUUAAGGUCUCUCAGGCGGCAGCAGAGCUUCAGCAGUAUUGCAUGCAGAACGCUUGUAAGGAUGCGCUGUUGGUGGGAAUGCCUGCUGGAAGCAACCCAUUCCGUGAGCCAAGGUCCUGUGCAUUGCUCUGAACAACCCCUGCCCUCUGUCACUAAUGUCUGUAGCCCACUUCAUGCCUUGAAAGAAGAAUGCUUGCCUUCCCUGUGCCUUUCCAACUGAUGUGGCAACAUCCCUUUCCAUAUUUAUUAAUUAUUUCAUAUGGUCUUUCAUGGAAUAUUUUGGUAAUAUUUGCAAAUAAAAUUCUAU